Molecule: messenger RNA, 7164 nt
Organism: Neodiprion virginianus
Lineage: Eukaryota; Metazoa; Arthropoda; Insecta; Hymenoptera; Diprionidae
Gene: salm
Product: homeotic protein spalt-major-like
Exons: 7
Coding region: 995-6004 (1669 amino acids)
Biological process (GO): regulation of transcription by RNA polymerase II
Cellular component (GO): nucleus
Molecular function (GO): RNA polymerase II cis-regulatory region sequence-specific DNA binding; DNA-binding transcription factor activity, RNA polymerase II-specific
Source: RefSeq, a predicted model, not a curated record
CAAGGUGUGUAAAAAUUAAGAAGAGGAAAUUAAACGACGAUUGUUAAUCGCGUACACACGUUACGAUUCGUACACGCGAAGAUAAACGAACCCAAUGUGUAUCAUGUACUAAUAUAAUAAUACACCGUUGCCGCUUUGCUGGAUAUAACAAUGUCGUCACGGUUGUAAUUAUAGGUAUCCUCGUUGUAAUAACUGUGCAAACGGAGUAAAUAUUGCUCCCCCCGUUCGCCCCUUCAUCCGUUCCCCUCGGCGUGUCACCCCUCCCAACCGAGGCCUCCCGCUUUGAAGAAGAAUCGCGAACGAAACGUUGUUUACGGUCUUCAUCCCCUUGAUCGUGGUCGUCUUUGGUGUUUCGGAGUAACAUUAGCGAGAGAUUGAUAAAGAAGUUCGCGGCUUAAUCGAAACACGAUACGCAAACAAAUAUCGUACACGCGAAACACCGAUAUUCACUCACUGGCUCUCUCUAUCUGACAAGAGCUGGCGCAGAGACGGAGAUACUUGACGCGUAUAAAAGCAUAAAAGAAACAACGUGACGCAUGGAAUUCUUACGGAAGUGGAUAUUGCCUGGGGAGGUGCGUCUCCCUGACUCGAGCCUCAGUGAUUACGGACGGAUAAUGUCUGUCGAAGGGGUGCAGUGAUAAAACGAGUUACGUACGUACGAGAAAACUAAGGAAAUCGGUAAUAUUCGGGGCCGGAUGCGUCGCGACGGGACGAUCAGGCCGCUGAGCAGAACCGGGCGCAGGUGGAUUUCCGAUCAUCUUAUCAUCGUCGCUCUUCUGCUUCCGGAUCGCGUUAUCGACGAGUAGAGGAGCCGAGGCGAGACUGCCGCCGGUCGUCGCUGGCUGCUGCUGCUGCUGAAAAACCGCGUGUGUGUAAAACUAGAUCGCCGAUCAGUGCAUGGGAAGGACUUUUUUUCACUCGUUAAUCACCGCCGUCGGUUGUGCGCGAGGUGCCGGUGCAACGAGGAGCCAAACGACUCCGAAUACCAAGAGGUAUGUCGGCGAGGCGGAAACAGGCCCGACCCAGCCGAGCCCAACUCGAAGAGGAACUUCUCGUUCGGGGCCCACUUCUUCGGACGGCCUCGGCAUCUCUGCAGAAAUCGAACCCUGACGAUAUACGAGAGGGAAACGACUCGGGGUCCGAGGGAGAGGAGAUCGGGGGUGGUCGGGUCGUGGGUGGAGGAGGGAGCGGCGGCGGCGUCGGAGACGAGGCGGUCGACCUCACGUCGACGCGGUCUCACCACGGUGACGAUGAUGACAGAGACGAUCAAGGAGGGAGCGAGGAGCUCCCGAUGGAGGAGGACUACGAUGACGGGGUCGAGGACACCGCGGAGGGGCAGGAGGAUGAUGAGGAGGAGGAGGAGGGGACGCGGAAGCAGAUACGACACAGACAGGACGCUGAGAACAACAACAGCUUCGUCGAAGGUGCGGCACCCCCAACUACCGGGAUAUUCCCGCCGGCCGGUGCCAGCCACGUAACCCUCGAGGCCCUGCAGAAUACGAAGGUUGCCGUAGCCCAGUUCGCGGCUACGGCCCUCGCCGGCGGGGCCGACAGCGAAGCCGCCCUCCAGGACCUCGCCCUCCUCCAGAGCACGCUCUACACGCUACAACACCAGCAGGUCUUCCAGCUACAGCUGAUAAGCCAGCUGCAGCAGCAGCUCUCCAUAACCCACAACCAACCGACGUCGGCGAGCUCUCACGCCCCCGGUGACGUCCCCCUCGGUAACGAGGGACUCAAGGACGAAGGCUCCCCGUCGCCCAGCAUUCACCCGAAGCCCCUUUCCGCCCUGACGUCACCACCCCCCUCCCGACCCCCAAGUCAUCAUCAGCACACCACGUCGCCGUGCCCUUCGACGCCGGUCAGCCUGUCACAGGAACACGCGGUACCGCCGUCGAGCGCCUCGCCUCUCGGUCUGCCUCUUCCGGCGUCGACGGGAGUCGCGGUGCCCCCGACGAUCGGGGGGGUCGGCGUCGCACCGACGACGACGAGCGCCAAUCAGCAGACCAAUAGUAGCAACAAUCAUAUGUCAUUGUCUCAUCAAAUGCCGUCUCUAUGCUCCAUUAGCUCCUCGCUGGCUUCCACAAUCAUCACGAACACCGACCCCCCGCCGCUCCACGAGCCGAACACCCUCGAAAUGCUCCAGAAACGAGCGCAGGAGGUGCUCGACAACGCGAGCCAGGGCCUACUGGCCAACAACCUUGCCGACGAACUAGCGUUCAGGAGCGGCAAGGGCUCGCGCCUUUCGCCGUACGAUUCUAAGUCAGGGGGAGGCCGCGGGGAGCCAUUCUUCAAGCACCGCUGUCGGUACUGCGGCAAGGUCUUUGGCAGCGACUCCGCACUCCAGAUACACAUCCGAUCACACACAGGUGAGCGACCCUUUAAAUGCAACGUCUGCGGAAGCCGAUUCACCACCAAGGGAAACCUCAAGGUUCACUUCCAGAGGCACACGGCCAAGUUUCCCCACGUUAAAAUGAACCCGAACCCCAUACCCGAGCACCUCGACAAGUAUCAUCCCCCCCUACUCCAGCAGUUGGCUGCCCCCGGUCAGAGGCAACUCACCUCACCGCCACCUCCGGCCCCCCAUCAUCCCCCCUUUCAUCCGGCAGCGGCGCACGGAUUUCUCCCGCCACAACCGCCCCUACCUCUCACCCUAACUCUACCUGGUAUGCCACCCCUCUACCGAACCCCGGUGCCCGUCAACCACUGCAGGGACGAGCAGGACGUACCGGAGAACCUGAGCAAGCCAAUCGGCGGUGCGACGAUUUCAACCCCGUCCCCCCGUUCGCCCGUCACUCAUUCGAACUCGCAUCAUUCCUUUCACGACCAACCGCUCCAUCCGUCGUCGUCGCUGCAGAAGCACCAGCCGCAGCCGGGUCACGAGUUGAAAUUGGAGACAGCAAGGUCGCCGACGACGCAGGAGUCCCCUACGGAACCUUACCGACCUGUCCGACCCGCGAGUCAGGAGGAUGGAAGCGGGGAACGUGUAACGCCGAAGCGGGAGCCCGAAGAGGCUGAGGAGACUGCCGAGGAGGAAAUUGACGAUUACGAGGAGACGAGGCGAUACCUUUGCGCAUCGCCGCAGUCGACGGCGAAUCCAACGUCGCAGGCUCAACCGUUCGAGGAUUGCAGCAUGGACAGUAAGAUGAGCGGUCGCCUCGAGGGCGACGGUGAUAUGGAGGGGGACGAGGAGAUGGAGGAACAACCCGAGAACCUGUCGAGCAGAGGGGCAACCGGACGACUACCUCAGCAGACGGUUGGAUAUCCGGGGGCUUCGCCGGCUAGCAGUAGCGCCAGCAGUGGAAGUUUGCAGUUCUCCUUUGCCGGUAUGCUUUUUCCCGGACCACCUUCCCAUCAGCAACAGCAACAGCAACAGCAGCAGCAGCAACCCCAUCACCAGUUCUCGGUCGGACCCGCAACCCCUACCGGUCCCUCGGGAGAGAUGAUGGUCGAUCCUGCGAGGGACCCGGCCAUCUACUCAAACCUCCUACCGCGGCCGGGCAGCAACGACAAUUCCUGGGAAAGCCUGAUCGAGAUCACGAAGACCUCGGAAACCUCGAAGCUUCAGCAGCUGGUCGACAACAUCGAGCACAAGCUGACCGACCCUAACCAGUGCGUCAUUUGCCACCGGGUGUUAUCCUGUAAAAGCGCGCUCCAGAUGCACUACAGGACUCACACGGGGGAGAGACCGUUCAAAUGUAAGAUAUGCGGCCGCGCCUUCACGACAAAGGGAAAUCUCAAAACUCACAUGGGUGUGCACAGGGCUAAACCACCGCUCAGGGUGCUCCACCAGUGUCCCGUAUGUCAUAAAAAGUUCACCAACGCCCUCGUCCUUCAACAACAUAUCCGACUUCACACCGGCGAACCAACCGACCUUAGUCCCGAGCAGAUCCAGGCCGCGGAGGUUAACGAGUUUCCAUCCGCCUACCCUCACCAUCCCCUCGCCUCCUUCCUCCCCCAGGGUUUUCCCUCACUUCAUUCCACAGCGGGGGCCGGCUUCGCUCUGGGGUUUCCGCCCUCGAGGCAGCACCACCUCGCGGACCGGCACGAGAACCACGUGGAAGGUAAGGAUGCUCGGCACCACCUCCACCAUCACCACCUCCACCAGCACCAUCAGCUGCAGCAGCAACAGCAGCAAGAUAGAUAUCUGGACGAACAGGGCGAUGAGAUGGACGAUCAAGAGGACGAGGACGAGGGCAGAGAGGACGACGACCGUUGCGAGGAGGCGCGGGAAAGGCAAAGCGCCGACGGGGACGAGGCGGACGAUAUCCAAGAGGAGAUUGACCGACAGAAGCAGGCCUCGGUUCCUCUCUUCUCGACGUCGCUCGCCGCGCUUGAGAAUCAGGUGCGCACCAUAACGACAACCUGCGCGAACAGUAUGCCCGGCAACGCGAGAAUAGCCUCACCUCCUCAGCACCCGUUCAACGGGAGCGAGAAGACGAGCAGUCCUCCGUGCGGGGGUAGCGUUGGCGGGGGUGGAGGCGGCGCGCCCCUGGACUUGACCCCCAGGGCCUCCUCGACCCCCGCAGACACCUCGACGUCGACACCAGACGCGACGCCUCCGCCCCCCGCUCAGGUCAGCUCGCAUCAAACCCCAGCGCCGCACCCCUUCGGGAUGUUCGCCGGCCUGCUCCAGGCCGUCUCCUCACCCCCGUCAACCAGCUCGAUGGGCAGCGUCGGGGGUGUGAACAGCAUCGCGACGAUGAGCUCGAGCAACCCGGGGAACGGUGCAAGCGGGCCGCUGGCCUCGCUAACGUCGUCCGCAGUCCUCGCUGCCACCUCCACCUACAACCCGCUCGGCCUAGCUGUCGGGGGGCCAGCAGUCCGUGGUAAUACGACCUGCAAUAUCUGCUACAAGACUUUCGCGUGUAACUCAGCCCUGGAAAUACACUAUCGAAGCCACACCAAGGAACGACCCUUCAAAUGCACAGUCUGCGAUCGGGGAUUCUCAACUAAGGGAAACAUGAAGCAGCACAUGCUGACUCAUAAGAUACGCGACAUGCCGCCUCAUCUGUUCAGCGACUCGAAAUCGGCCGGUCAGCAGCAGCAUCAACAGCAACAGCAGAUCGUACAGGAGCAGGAGACGUCCAGGAGUCCGAUGUGUUCCGACGACUCCAGCUUGCCGCCGCCACCUCCACCCCCACCACCUCCACCUCCGCCGAUGCCGCCACUCGCCAUGGAGUCAGCUGUCCCCGUGAAGAGAUCACCGCCAGAAGGUGAUUUACCUGCGCCAAAAAGACCGCCCAGCAUGUCCAGCAAGCAUUUGUGCCAAGUUUGCAAUAAGAACUUCUCAUCGUCAUCGGCCCUCCAGAUCCACAUGAGAACACACACCGGUGACAAACCGUUCCGAUGCACCGUCUGUCAGAAGGCGUUCACCACCAAGGGAAACCUCAAGGUUCACAUGGGGACCCAUAUGUGGACGAAUGGUGCCUCCCGUCGAGGACGUCGCAUGUCGUUGGACCUGCCGCCGCUGCCAAUCACUCCGAAAGACUCGGAGUUUCUCCAGCGGAGGCCAGACCUUUUUUACCCAUACCUACCCGCACCAUUCCUUAACGGUGUUCAGCAAAAGCUGAACGAAAUAUCCGUGAUCCAGAACAGCAACGGUCUGCCGCCGCAUCAUGGAGGCGCGAGCAAAUACGCGGGACUUUUCGGUUCCGUUUACGGGGCGGGAUUCCCGUUGGAGAAACAGCCGAUGGCACCGACCAACGGGCCCCUGGGGGAGGGUAAAUCGUCGUUGCCGACGGGUUCGAUGCUGUUUCGAACCCCGUCGCCGUCGCAUUCGCCGGGAACGCCGUCAUCGAACACGGGCAACCAGAACUCGGCGAGCGUUCCUGCUUGGGGCAGCAGCGUCGUUGGGGGCGGCGGCGGCGGCGGCGGCGGCGGCAGCGAGACGCUUCAGCGCCACUUUGAGAGGGAAGCGCCCUCGAGGUCUGACGACGAUUCGACGCCUUCGGCACCGCGGCUUCCACCUCCGCCUCCACCGAGGGGCGAAGGUCUGGCAGCGUGAGCCCUUUCGAACCCGGAGAGCUCGACCCGCGACUGAGAAUGAGUGUAUUAUCCAAUUCCGGAUGGAAUCCGGAACUGGCGAACGAACUCUGCAUGCAUAACGUCUCGUUGCUCAGAAGUAUUUCGCAGAGACUCGCAGCCUCGAGGACCAGGGUUCGAAGUCCCCUGGACUUGAAGCAUUCGCGGCUCCCUUAUUUUUGGUUUAGUCGGUUUUUGUUUGUUUGUUUUUUUUCUUUUUCUUCCACGCGAAUGCUGAGCAUACGAACGGCUCGAGUUGACGUUGUAACGAUGAAGACACCAUGUUCCUAUUAUCAGACUAGUCUUAAAGUGUAAAUUAUCGCCCACGAAUCAUAUGCUAGGUCUAGCUUGGCUUAGGACCCUUGAAUAUUUUCAAAGUUCAGGACCUGUUUAAAAGAAGUGUGUCGUUUUUUUUUUUUUUUUUUUUUUUUUCGUUUUUUCAAAUGUUUCCUUGCAAUAUGCACAUGGUCUUUAUGUCACGAUCUCCAUUACCCUCGAUGCGAAAGUGUCCCGCAUUCGUCGACUUAACGAAGCGUCGUAGUACAUUGCGCAGCUCUCUUUAAGAAGUACGACUCGAAAGUCAAUGUUCCUCGGUUUACGGCUUUGACGGGAUUUAAAUUGAACGAUUCUCUCCGUCAAGUUAUUUUAAUAAAAUUCGACAUAUCCCUCUUGUAACAGCUUAUAAAAGCUGCAUAUACCUGCAACGUCGUGAAACCGCAGAGUUGGUGACAUGAAGGCCCUGUAUGACAGAGACGUUUUAUGUGUAAAUAUAACAUUAUAUACAUGUAGCAUAUAACAUAGCGAUGCAUAACGUAUAAAAAUAAGGUGUAAUCGUAUCGUAAACGAGGGUCGGUACCUUGGCGCGGUGCCUAGACUGAGCUACGCCCGGCGAGGACGAGCCGUAAGACAAGUGGCGCCGCGUACGAGGGACCCUCUUUAAGACCGUCCACGAGAGUGAUGGUCCCACCUAGGGUAAGUGCAGACAUGUCUACGAGACGUAUGAUUUAAUAUAUAAAUACCAUGACAAGAGUAACUAAACGGAAAAAAAAUCACACGGGCCCACACAAACACACGCACGCACACGCAGACAAAUGACACACACGCGCGCGUUGUAUAUUAUUACGACACUGUAUAAUUAUCAUA